GAAGUCGAUACGUGGCCGCCGCCUGUCCCCGCCGAGGAGGCGCAGCAGGCGGAGAUGGCGGCGGUGCUAAACGCAGAGCGACUUGAGGUCUCCGUCGACGGCCUCACGCUAAGCCCGGACCCGGAGGAGCGACCCGGCGCUGAGGGCGCCCCGCUGCUGCCGCCGCCGCUGCCGCCGAUGCCGCCGCCCUCGCCUCCAGGGUCCGGCAGGGGCCCGGGCGCCGCAGGGGAGCAGCCAGAGCCUGGGGAGGCGGUGGCCGGGGGCGCGGCGGAGGAGGCGCGGCGGCUGGAGCAGCGCUGGGGCUUCGGCCUGGAGGAGCUAUACGGCCUGGCCCUGCGCUUCUUCAAAGAAAAAGAUGGGAAAGCAUUUCAUCCAACUUAUGAAGAAAAACUGAAACUUGUGGCACUGCAUAAGCAGGUUCUUAUGGGCCCAUAUAAUCCAGACACUUGUCCUGAGGUUGGAUUCUUUGAUGUGUUGGGAAAUGACAGGAGGAGAGAAUGGGCAGCCCUGGGAAACAUGUCUAAAGAAGAUGCCAUGGUAGAGUUCGUCAAGCUCCUGAAUAGGUGUUGCCAUCUCUUUUCAACAUACGUUGCAUCCCACAAAAUAGAGAAGGAAGAGCAAGAAAAAAAAAGGAAGGAGGAGGAGGAGCGAAGGCGGCGUGAAGAGGAAGAACGAGAGCGUCUGCAAAAGGAGGAAGAGAAACGUAGGAGAGAAGAAGAAGAAAGGCUUAGACGGGAGGAAGAGGAGAGGAGGAGGAUAGAAGAAGAGAGACUUCGGCUGGAGCAGCAGAAGCAGCAGAUAAUGGCAGCUUUAAACUCCCAGACUGCCGUGCAGUUCCAGCAGUACGCAGCCCAACAGUAUCCAGGGAACUACGAGCAGCAGCAGAUUCUCAUCCGCCAGUUGCAGGAGCAACACUAUCAGCAGUAUAUGCAGCAGUUGUAUCAAGUCCAGCUUGCACAGCAACAGGCAGCAUUACAGAAACAACAGGAAGUAGCAGUAGCUGGGGCUUCCUCUCCUGCAUCUUCAAAAGUGAAUGCAACUACGCCAAGUGAUAUGAUGUCAGUUAACGGACAGGCCAAAGCCCACCCUGACAACACUGAAAAAGAGAUUGAACCAGAGGCCGCCGAAGAAGCCCUGGAGAAUGGACCAAAAGAAUCUCUUCCAGUAAUCGCAGCUCCAUCCAUGUGGACACGACCCCAGAUCAAAGACUUUAAAGAGAAGAUCCGGCAGGAUGCGGAUUCCGUGAUUACAGUGGGCCGAGGAGAAGUGGUCACUGUUCGAGUACCCACCCAUGAAGAAGGGUCAUAUCUCUUUUGGGAAUUUGCGACAGACAAUUAUGACAUUGGGUUUGGGGUAUAUUUUGAAUGGACAGACUCUCCAAACACUGCUGUCAGCGUGCAUGUCAGUGAGUCCAGCGAUGACGACGAGGAGGAGGAAGAGAACAUCAGUUCUGAAGAGAAAGCAAAAAAGAAUGCCAACAAGCCCCUGCUGGAUGAGAUUGUGCCUGUGUACCGGCGGGACUGUCACGAGGAGGUGUAUGCCGGCAGCCACCAAUAUCCAGGGAGAGGAGUCUACCUCCUCAAGUUUGACAACUCCUACUCUUUGUGGAGGUCAAAAUCAGUCUACUACAGAGUCUAUUAUACUAGAUAAAGAUGUUACAGAGUCUGGAGUCUAGGGUUGAGCGGAAGAUGGCAUUUAAUUUGAAAUUUUCUUUUGACUUUUGUGGAGCAUUGCAGUCAGUGUUUACCCUGUUGAUUUUGGUCUGAUGGUUUGUGACUCUUGCUGGGAAUCAGGAUUUCCUUGAAACUCUUUUGAGCAUUAGUACUUUGGGGUGAAAGGGACUCCUCAGACUCAUCCAGCCCUUCGGUGCUGACCAGCAGUGUCACGAGUGGAUGCUGAUGUCACACGAGCUCCGUGUUAAAUCUUUUAAAGUCUCCAAAAUAAAGCAGCUCAACAUUGACCCCACCUGGCUGAUGGCUAGUCCGUUGCUGCCUGCUCUGUGUUUUCUGAGCACCCAUAGCUACAGUGCCCUCUGAUUUGAAGUCCUGUAAUAGUCUACAUGAGGACACCUCACUUUCAUCGAAGGUCACCAUUUUUUAAACUUAGGAUGUCACAGAUAUAAUAGAAAAGAAAUUGCCUCAAUUUGAUCUUAUUCUGAAUGACCCAGAUUGUUUUGCUUUGGGUACGGCUGUCUAGUUAAGAGCUAUGUUACAGAUAAUUAUUUUCUGAAUAAUCUUAAUAUAGAAUGUUCAAAUCUAAUUGAUAAUUGAAAUAUCAAGACACAUAGAACACUGAAAACAUCCAUCUUAGCAAGCCUCCACAAACCCUUGGCCCUUUUCUCCUCAUCUGGUAUUUAUACUACCAGUAGCAAAGCAAAAAAAAGUAAUUCAUUUUUGUCUUGAUUUGGCUUUAUAGAGCAUCUCAAAUUGAAACUGUUUUCUACACAAGCAUAUAGUUAGGGAUUUUGUAAACAAAUUGACACCUACUGAAUUAAAAUAUAUAAGGUCAUUUAAAUAUAAUUCAGUGUAUGGUGAAUAACAUUGCACUAAUAUGGAAAUCACUGCCAGAGAUAGUCCAUUUUCUUUUGAUUUGAUACUACUUAGGCACAUAUCCUACAUGAUCCCAGUUGGGAAUUACUUAAUAGAAAGAAUUGGAAAUGCACAUGGCCAUGCUUAAAUUUUUUUAUAGCUUUAAUCUGUAUUAUGUCUUCAUUGAUGGAAGGAGGUACAUCUUUGUUUUCCUUACUGGAAUCAAAUAUGGAUUAGUUGCCUCAAAUUUGUGUAAGUGAUUGACUAGUGUAGAGAUUCUUGUUUUCAGAAGGGUGGUAUAGAUAGAAAAUUAUAAAGAUGGCAAUAUACACAUAAUGUUGUUAUUAUAUGUUCUUACUGAAAUACUUAGAUUUUUAAAAUUUUUGAUCAUAAAUCACUUCUUGUAGGAGGGUUUCCAUUGAUUAGCUGCAGUGUAUACAGUUCACUACAUAAGGGGCUGUUUGUUUUUUUUGUGUGCUGCAUUUUUUUCUGUUUUUUAAUACCUGGUUUUGUACAUAGCUAACUCUGUUCUCUUUUGAUUAUUUGGAAACUGGAUUAUUUUCUCCUAAGCAGUGCUUAAUUUGUGUUUUUUAAUUUCGAUUCAGUAGUCCCAGUUUAUAGGUGUUCAUUCUGUUACACCCAGAAGCUUUGUCACAUUGUCCAUCAGUUCUCAUGUAUAUGGUAUAGAAACCAUGGGGUUAGGUACCUCCUGGCAUUUUUUUUUUUUAAUGAGAAAAUACUGUAUUUAAAAUGUAAAAUAAACUUUUAAAAAGCAGGCACUAAUAUAUAUUUCUUCCAGCCUUUGAUUACAGAUUUGUCCUUGCACAUGUUAAGAUGAAUUAUUCUCUAAAAAUAUUGUUCCUGGGAGCAGUGUAUGUUACUUCACAUAGCAGCAAUUCCUGUCACAUGUUCAUGUCAGAACAUUUUUGGUUUUAAACUUUUUUUAUUGCCUUUGGCUGUCGAAUAGAAUAUUAAAAGUGCGAUUUCCAAAAGAUCUUGAAAAUAAUAUAUUUAAUCAAUUAAAAUGUUUAUCUGUAACUUGUUGAUGUUUCAUUAAUAUAGUUAUUCUCUGAAGCAUUAGUUCUGUAUUUCAUCAUUUGGGUAGGAGGAGAAGAAAUGUUUUAAAUGAUCUGUUUUAAAAAGCUAAACAAUAUCAAACUAUUGUUGGCUGAUUAUUUUGUUUCUGCUGUGGUUUACCCUAGUUUGUUAGAAUAGGUUAACAGUUUUUCAGACUUUAUUUUUUUUUUUGAAAGUGUCCUGUAGCUUGUGAAAGUGUCAUUUGCUCAAUCAUGUCCGACUCUUUGUGACUCCGUGGACUGUAACCCAUGAGGCUUCUCUGUCCAUGGUUUUCUCCAGGCAAGAAUACUGGAACAGGUUGCAUCCCAUCCCGGAGAUCGAACCCAGGUCUCCUGCACCGCCUGCAGAAUCUUCACCAUCUGAGCCACUAGGGAAUCCCCAGAUUUCUUGAUGGAAGGGAAGACAAUUGACUUUUAUUUGAAAUUACUUACUAUAUUUCCCCUAUCAAACUGUUGGUAUAGCAUAUUCCUUGCAGCAGUGUGAGGCUUGCCACAGUCAGUGUGAUGUGAAAUGCCACCAACUGUUCUUAAAAUGACCCAACUGAAAUGUCAGGAGACUUGGACAUUAAUUUUUUUUUCCCCUUUGGAAAUUCGGAGAGGCUCAGUGAGGUUACUACCUAUUUUUUUCCCCCUGUGUGGUUUGUUGCUACCAUGAAGGCAGAUCAUGGAACAGUUAGAGUUGAUACGUGAGCACAUCUUGGAAACCAUGCUAUGGAGCCUUGACCCUAAAAACGUCUGUGAAUCAAUAUUGGACUUCGGUCUCCAUACAUUUGCCUAGGGUUCUUCAGCUUCCUUACUGAAAGUUUUUUAAGACCAAGUUGAUUAUUGUCCCUUCAACACCUUUGAGUAUAUUACAUUUUUCAGAUGCUUAUUAUGUUAACUGAUUUGUUUUAUAAUUGAAGAUGGAAGCACUGACUCUAUUUUUAUUAGUUGACAUGCCACUUGUAAGAUGCGAAUUGAUUAGGGUACUUAAUUUUAUACCAGAAAACUAAGUGGAUGACAUUUCCAGAACUGACUUUGGCAUUUGGACUCAGGCAGUCCAAACAUAGGUAAAGUGUAAAUUGAGCAGUUACUCACCUGUGAUGAAAGCUUGUGUGUGGUGUCUCAGUUCAGUCCUGCAGUGAACUGGUGACUUGAAAGUCUGUUUCUAAAAAGAGCAAGUACAAAUUUGGUUACAGUUGCUGAUUUUUUUUUUUAAACCUUUAUGGCAUAUCUGUACAAUUAUAACAAUUUUUACCCUUUUCUAAGAUCAUUAAUAUGACCGAUAUCAUGACUUUUUUGAAGGGGGAGCAUGGCAAAAUACAGAAAUGUAAACAUGUUUCCAAAAGGUCUACACUUUGCUGCUUAUUUUUUCAGGUUGUGUUUGGAGAAUGUUUCCUAUUGGUUAGUAUGGGUCUCCUGUGUUCUUUCAACCUGCUGUGUGUGCAAUGGGAUGACUCUGGCCAUUUUUUGUUAGUGAACAUUUUUCAGUUACUCCUAAUUUUUAUUAUAAAUGAUGUUCCAGUGAACACUCUUUUAUAUGUCCCUGUAAAUGUGCAUGACUCUUUCAAGAGUAGAUACCAAGUGGUGGAAUUGCUGGAUAAAUUCUGUGCGUUUUUAAUUUUAAUAGACCCUACCAAUGGUGCUUCCAAGUGGCUGACUACUUUCCCCUCUAAUACACUAUGGGUGGUAAUGUAUGAGAAUACUGCCUUUUUCUCUUUUAUCAGACUUAAUUUUGGUUAAUCUGAUGGAGGGAAAAUGAAAUUUUGUGUAUUUCCCAGUUAACUAGUAAGAUUAAGCAUCUGUUUUUAUUGCUUAUAUGUAUUUCUUCUUCUAUAAAUUGCCUGUUUAUGUCCUUUACCCAUUUUCAGCUGGGUAAUUUUAUAUUGAUUUAUUAGUAUUUAAAAAUACAGUUUAUAUACUGAUCAUACAUUAUAUCUAAGUGUUUUCUCUCAGUUUAUUGCUGGUUUGUUAAUUUUGUUGAUGGUGUUUUUUUGUGUGUGUGUCUGUUUGAUUGUAGAUGUUAUAAACUAUGUUGUCAGUUUUAUUGAGUUUUUUCCUUUAUGUUUUGCUUAUUUCCAUAUAUAUAUGAGUUUGUUUCUCAAUUCUGUUCCAUUUAUCUAUUUGGCCAUUUGUGUGCUAAUACUACACUUUAUUAUAGUUUUGAAAUACAUUUUGAUACAUGGUAAA
Molecule: messenger RNA, 5773 nt
Organism: Odocoileus virginianus texanus
Lineage: Eukaryota; Metazoa; Chordata; Mammalia; Artiodactyla; Cervidae
Gene: ACBD3
Product: acyl-CoA binding domain containing 3
Cellular component (GO): Golgi membrane
Molecular function (GO): fatty-acyl-CoA binding
Source: RefSeq, a predicted model, not a curated record